Didymosphaeria variabile is the source of this 1578-nucleotide messenger RNA. RefSeq lists its product as uncharacterized. Gene Ontology annotation, biological process: transmembrane transport; carbohydrate transport. The transcript is spliced from 5 exons. The coding region runs from base 1 to 1578 and encodes 525 amino acids. Gene Ontology annotation, molecular function: carbohydrate:proton symporter activity. Lineage: Eukaryota; Fungi; Ascomycota; Dothideomycetes; Pleosporales; Didymosphaeriaceae. Gene Ontology annotation, cellular component: membrane. The record is from RefSeq and is a predicted model, not a curated record.
AUGGCAGACGCAAAGAAAGAGACAUGGACAACGCAUUGGCGACUGUUCCUCGCAUGUGGCGUCAUGAUCUUGAGUCCAUUCCAGUAUGGGAUUGAUUUUGGCAUGAUCGGUGGGCUCCAGGCGAUGGUGGGCUUCUUGCAGAUCUACGGAUACCGGACGCCUGCAUCCCCAACGGGCUGGAACAUCGCCACUGAGAGACAGCAAUUGAUAUCGUCGCUCAUGACGCUAGGCGCCUUCAUCAGCGCUGGUACCGCAGGCCUUGCCGCAAACAAAUUUGGUCGAAAAGAUUGCCUUUGGGUGGCUUGUAUUACGUGCUGCGUCGCCAAUAUCAUCAUGAUGACUACCACGCACAUCGCCGCACUCUACGUUGGUCGCCUCGUCAUUGGGUUGGCGAACGGAUAUUUCAUGACCUUUUCGCAACUCUACAUCCAAGAGAGCAGCACUGCUAAGUUCCGUGGGCUGUUCUUGACUGGUUUCCAGUUCUUCACUUCUUUCGGUACAUUAAUAGGUACGAUAGUCGAUUGGGCAACUGCGAAACGUCCAGACAAGUCAUCCUAUCUUAUCCCGCUCGGUCUCAUCUACGUCGUUCCUUUCUUCCUCUCCAUCGGAAUGCUGUUUAUUCCCGAGUCGCCUCGAUGGUUAAUCCUGCAGGGUAGGUAUGAAGAAGGAAAAAAGUCGCUUGACUGGCUGAGGCCGGACGGAUUCGAUACAGCUGCCGAAGCCGCGGAGAUCAGGGCGGCCAUCGACAAGGAGAAAGAGAUGAGCUCUGGUGUUGGCUGGGUUGAUAUGGUGAAGAAUCCUGUCGAUCGCAGGCGGACACUCCUCGCUAUCGCUGCGGUCUCUCUGCAGGCUGCAUCAGGUGCAAUGUUCAUCAUUGCCUAUAAAGCUUACUUCCUUACCAUGGCGAAGGUUUCAAACCCAUUCGCCAUGUCUAAUGUACUUAGCUGCAUCGGUAUCCUAGCCAUCAUCGCGAACUCCCUCAUCAUUGUCAAGUUUGGCAACCGUCGCGUUCUCCUCAUCACCGGUCUGCUCGUCUGCGGCAUCCUUCAAAUCAUCAUUGCAAUCGUAUACGAUAAGAAACCUGGAACAAAGAGCACAGGCACAGUCAUCAUCGCCCUUUCUUGCCUAUACAUGUUCAGUUACAAUGGCCUCAUCGCAACGUACGCUUGGCUAGCAGGCGGCGAGAUUCCCACGCAACGCCUCCGCUCGCACACCUUCGGCAUGGCCGCAGCUGUUGGGUUCGCUGGUGCCUGGCUCACAACUUUUACUGCGCCCUACUUCAUCAACCCUGCUGCGCUCAAUUGGGGCCCGCGCUACGGGUACAUUUGGUUCCCAUCCUGCGUUCUGGCGGCUGCUUGGGUGUUCUUCUUCCUGCCUGAGGUGAAGAACCGUACACUUGAAGAGAUCGACGAGAUGUUCGAGGCACGCCUACCGGCAAGGAAGUUCAAGACGUACAAGUGUGUGGGUGUACUGAAUACGCUGGAUGCGGAUGCUAGGAAGAGCAUUGAGAAAGAACACCGCGUUCAGGUGCUCAUGAGCGAGAAGGUGCAGACUGAAACGAGCGUAUCGAAGGAAUAG